This is a messenger RNA of Oncorhynchus masou masou (cherry salmon), 1011 nucleotides long. RefSeq lists its product as uncharacterized. The record is from RefSeq and is a predicted model, not a curated record. Gene Ontology annotation, cellular component: extracellular region. Lineage: Eukaryota; Metazoa; Chordata; Actinopteri; Salmoniformes; Salmonidae. Gene Ontology annotation, biological process: negative regulation of endopeptidase activity. Gene Ontology annotation, molecular function: endopeptidase inhibitor activity.
AUGUGGGUCUGUGUGUGGCUGGUGGCCCUGUGUGUGUGUUGGCAUGGGGGUAGCCCCUCCCCGGUGACCCCUGCGGUGGUGUGCCAGGGCCCGGAGGCAGAGGAAGGCCUGGACCAGAUCAAUUCUGACCUCACCGAAGGAUUCAUCCUCAGCCUCAACAGAGUCUAUGAUGUCAGCCAGUAGACAGGGGAAGGAGCAGGCGUGCUGUUCAACCUGACCAUAGACGUGCUGGAGACAAAGUGUCAUGUGAUUAGCAAGAAGCCGUGGAAGAAAUGUGAAGUAAAGGAUGUAGCUAACGUACCAGUGUAUGGGCAUUGUAUGGCAUCUAUCUCUGUUGGGAAGAAUGUGGAACUGCGCAGCUAUAAAUGUGCCAUCCAACAAGUGCCUGCCACGGUCAUCGUCGACACGUGCCCAGACUGUCCAACAGUAGUGCAGCUGGAUGACCCCAUCCUAGCGGAGACGACCAAUCUGAUCCUCCAGAAAUACAAUAGAAUGACGCCAAACUACUUCAUCCUCCUCAACGUAACAGGAACUAGAAUGCAGGACUGUGAGACCUGGGUGGUGGGUCCGGCCUACUUUGUAGAGUUCACCAUCAGAGAGACGGUCUGUGCUAAGAACACUCCUGACGUCGAUUUGACCCAGUGUAAAAUGAUGGACUGUGAAUUUGCAAACAAGGCCUUCUGCACAGGCUCUCACACCACUCUGGAUGAUGGCACGUUUCAGACCAAACUCCCCAUCGAGGUGAAGUGUGAAAUCUUUGAACCAGAGGCUGCCAAGGCAGAAGAGGAGGCCCAUAUCAGAGGAGACAGUGGGCAUCAGAGUGAAGAUGAGGACCUGCACCCCUAUGAGCCCCCCCCAACUCCAAUCAGGCUUCCCCCAGACUGAAGACUGAAGGGCUCGUUGGGUAUAGUGGUGGUUCUACCUCCCCCUCAUGUGCCACCGCCUCCAAGAGCCUCACUGGCAGCAAGCAACUGUCCAGCCAAGAGAAUUGAUUUGAGCCAAGAGGACUGA